AUGGGAAAAAACAGAAGACAAUCAUAUUUAUUAAUUUUUUUGGGUUCAUCCUUUUAUCUUGGAUAUAAAAUGUUCAAUAUAUCAUUGGAUAAGUACUGCGAGAUUAAGAAAAUACUAAAAAUAAGGAAUUAUAGAUUACUAGGAAAGUAUACACAUAAUAUGGAUUUAAAUUUUAUAUGUACAAAAGAAGAAAUACCAAAUAUUGGAUUAAAUAUUAGAAACGAUAUAUGUAAUAAUGAAGAAAGUGUGAAAACACAAAUGAAGCAGUCAAAUGGAAGUUCACCAGGAAAUACAAGAGGUCAUAAAAAACAUAUGAAAAAUAAACUUGUACGUUUGAAACAAAAAAAUAUUCUCAUAUGGAGAAAAAGAUAUUCAAGGAACUUGAUUAUCAGGAUUUUCUUAAAAACAACAGAACAAUUAGUGAAGUUGUACAAAAAAGUAAUAAUUAAAAAAUACAGAUUACGGUUUGCUUUGCCUUUAGUAUUGUUUUUAUUGUUCUCAUUAGGACUAAUAUUAGAUUUUACUUGUAAUUGUGGCCUUACAAGGGGGUUGUAUAAGUUAUUGAGUUUUUCAUUAGGUAAGGAACUAAUGAGGAAUUUUCACACUUAUUUGCAAACCGCUGUAGGCUCGUUUUUCAAGUAUUCAGUACCAAAAACUAAUGGAAGUGGUACUACUGAUUUUUAUAUAACACCGUUUUUUGAUUUUCUAAUAUAUUGCGUACUCUUCUUUAUUUUGGUAUAA
This is a messenger RNA of Plasmodium malariae, 741 nucleotides long. RefSeq names its product fam-l protein. The record is from RefSeq and is a predicted model, not a curated record. The transcript is spliced from 2 exons. Bases 1 to 741 code for a protein of 246 amino acids. NCBI's taxonomy places the organism in Eukaryota, Apicomplexa, Aconoidasida, Haemosporida, Plasmodiidae.